AUGGGCGAGUAUCGUCACGGCCACAACCCCAGAUACAGCAAGAUGCGGUCUGUUCUCAUCAUCAACCCCAACUCUACGGAGCAAAUGACGAAUGGCUUGAAGCCACUUGUCGAUGCGCUACAAUUCAAAGACACCGCACACGAGUACUUCACUGCACCCUCGGGUCCAAAGAGCAUCAACAAUGAAGACGACGCUGCCGAGUCGGUAGACCAUUGCCUACCCGCUUUGGAGAAAGACCUCGCACGCUACGAUGGCUUCCUCGUCGCAUGCUACUCAAAGCAUCCUCUCGUGCCACGCCUGAAAGAGCACACUACUGUGAGAGGCUCUCGCAAACCCGUCACUGGUAUUUUCGAGGCCAGUGUGGGCACAUCACUUCAGAUUAUACAUCCUGACGAAAAGUUUGGCAUCGUCAGCACAGGCAAGGUCUGGGAGACCAUCCUGACUGAUGCUACGAUUGAUUUUUUGGGCACGGGUUCAGAAGCUAGCAAGCGCUUUGCGGGCGUGGAAACGACAGGGCUCAACGCCACGGAUCUGCAUGAUGCGCCUGCCGACGAGGUGCGCAAGCGCAUGAAAGAUGCCGUGAAGCGGCUUUUGAAGAAAGACAAGGUUGGCGCCAUCUGUCUGGGCUGUGCGGGUAUGGCUGGUAUGGAUGAGAUGGUCAGGGAGGCGUGUAUAGAGGAGUUGGGAGAUGUCGAGGGUAAGAGAGUCAGGGUUGUGGACGGAGUAAUGGCUGGUGUUGCGUGGCUAGAGGGUGCUGUACGUGCUAGCUUCUAA
This is a messenger RNA of Bipolaris zeicola 26-R-13, 774 nucleotides long. RefSeq lists its product as uncharacterized. The transcript has 2 exons. Bases 1 to 774 code for a protein of 257 amino acids. Lineage: Eukaryota; Fungi; Ascomycota; Dothideomycetes; Pleosporales; Pleosporaceae. The record is from RefSeq and is a predicted model, not a curated record.